Molecule: messenger RNA, 2490 nt
Organism: Phasianus colchicus (ring-necked pheasant)
Lineage: Eukaryota; Metazoa; Chordata; Aves; Galliformes; Phasianidae
Source: RefSeq, a predicted model, not a curated record
AUGACGUCACCGCCCCGCGAUGACACCAUCGAUGACGUCAUCACCGCCGCGAUGACGUCAUGGCAGCACGGGGGCGCCAUGGAGGACGGCAGCGCCGGGAAGGUCCCCCAACCCCCCCGACCCCAAAUCAAAGCCGAGGACGGCGGGGCUGAGCCACAGCCCAAGGAGGAGGGGGUGGAGGAGCAGCCCCCGCCACUCAGCGCCGCGUCCCACCCGCACAGCCUGCAAGCACAACAGCAACACCCAACACAACAGCACACCAACACCCAACACCACAGCACCCCAAAAGAGCAGCACAACAACACCAACACCCAACUCAACACCAUCCCAGCAGCAGCCCCCCAGCACCAACACCCAACAGCAGCACAGCAUCCCAACAGCAGCCCCCAACACCCAACACCGCAGCCCCCCAGCAACGCGCUUCCCACCCCCCGUUCACAGCACCGAAGGGGCGGAUGGAGGCCCAGGCCGCGUCCCUUGGCUCACACAGCUCUGUGUUCCUCCGCAGAGGAAAUCUCGGUGGUGUUCAGCACGGCGUUGAGGAGGCGACGGGAGAAGGGCGCAGCGCACGACGGCCCCGACCGCCGCAAAUCCAAAGUGUGGAACUACUACACCAAACUGGGCGACGCUUACGUGGAGUGCAACGUGUGCAGGAAGCAGCUCUCCUUCCACAACAGCACCACCACCAUGCGGGAGCACCUGGUGAGGAAGCACAGCAUCCGCGAGGCGCCGGCGGCUCAGCUGCGGGAGGAGCCGAUCCCAGAGCCCGAUGGACCGGAGCCUGCGGGGAAACGGCCACGGCCGGCCACGCCGGAGAGCUCUGCGAGCCACGGGGAGCCCCGGAGCGACGCCAUCACGGAGCUGCUGCUCGAGAUGGUCCUCCGUGACCUGCACCCCCUCUCCGUGGUGAAGGACGAAGGCUUGCGGCUCCUCCUGGGUUACCUGGAGCCCGGUUUCAGCCUCCCGUCGCCGGCACGGCUGUCUGGCAUGCUGCAGGACAGAUACAGCGUCACCAAGCGACACCUGGAGCGCUGCCUGCAGGCAGCACAGAGCGUGGUGCUGUGUGCUGAGCUCUGGGUGUCCCAGCCGGGCCGUGCUUAUGUCACCGUCACCGCCAGCUUCGUCGACGCGCAGUGGCAGCGGCUGCAGUGCGUGCUGGAGACGCGGCAGGACGACGACGGCGGCGCUUUGGAGGAGAGGCUGCGUGCCACGCUGGAGGAGUUCGGGCUGGACGGCGGGUCGGUGUUCUGCGUGGUGCACGACGGCGUCGCCGGGUGCUCCGCAGGGCCGGGCUGGCGGGUGCUGCGCUGCGCGGCUCGCACCUUGCAGCAGUGCGUGGCCGCGGGGCUGCGGGUGCAGCGGGUGCAGGAGGCGCUGAGCGCAGCGCGGGGCCUGGUGGGUCAUUUCCAGCGGGACGCCGAGGCGGCCGCGGUGCUGGGCCGCAAGCUGGAGGCCAUCCACAAGGCCCAAGGGAAGCUGGUGAUGGACGUGGGCUCGCAGUGGCUGAGCACCGCCGAAAUGUGCGAGAGCCUCCUGGAGCUGAAGUGGGCGGUGAUGGCGGUGCUGGAGGAGCAGCCCCGCGGCGCGGCGGCUGCACGCGGCCUGGCGGAGCAGCAGUGGAAGCUGCUGCAGGAUCUGCUGCCCGUGCUGCGCACCGCCAAGCUGGCCGCGUCCUUCCUGUGCGAGGAGCAGAACGGAUCCAUCUCGGCACUGCUGCCCUGCGUGCACGGCCUGGCGGCCGCCAUCAAGCAGCAAGCGGAGGAGGCCGGAGCCGUCAUCCAGGAGGUGGUGGGGAACAUCCGAGCGGAGCUGGCGCGGCGCUGGGGGGUGGCGGAGGACGAGGAGCUGCUGGAGAACCCGGCCGUCAUCGCCGCCUUCCUCGACCCGCGUUUCAAAGAGCUGAGAUUCCUCAGCCCCGAGCUGAGGAGCGCGCUGCACAGGAAGGUGAAGGACGUGCUGUCAAAUGCUGCGGGCCCUCAGCCCCCCCAGCCCGCACGCAGCCAGGUGCCGAGCUCAGAGCGCACAGCAGUGAGCGGGGAAGCGGGUGCCAAAGAGCAGAGCGUGUACGACAUCCUGCUGGGGAAGGACCCGACCGAGAGCAUGCCCGAGAUCCAGCAGCAGCUGGAGAACUACAUGGUGGAGCCACUCUGCAGGCGCAGCACCGACCCGCUGAGCUGGUGGAAGCAGAACGAGCACCGCUUCCCCGCCGUGGCCCGGCUGAGCCGGCAGUAUUUGGCUGUGCCCGCCACCGCCGUGCCGCCCCGGCGCGCUUUCGCCGGCAGCCAAAGCGCCUUGCAGCACCGGCGCGCCGCGCUGGAACCCGAGCAUCUCCAUCACAUCCUAUUCCUGCAUCACAACUCCCGUCUGGUGGAGACAAGGAGGGGGAAUCCGUGCUGAGUGCUGCCGUGGGCUCAGUCGGCGCUGCUCCCCUCCUUCACACCCACACGGCUGUGUCACUGCGGCAGAGCCCGGAGCGCGCACCGCGAGGUG